UGUGAGGGGCUGGACAGCUCUGAUUCUCCAGCAUUGUGUCUGAGAGCGUGGAGAUGUGGUGCUCAUUUAACAGCAGAAGCUCAGUGUGUGAGUGAGUGUGUGUGUGUGUCUAUGGGACGGAUCGCAGCUCCUCUCCUCACACAGAUCUCCUCUAGAAGCUCAUCUACUCUGACAGUGCCGAUGGCCUCCUCCGCUCGGAUCGCGUGCGCGCUGCUCUUCGUUUGGAUUCUUCUCUCGAGUCCCGCCGAAUCCAAGCGGAACCGAGGCGCGAUCCCUCACCCGGACAAGAACAACCCGAAUGAGUCGGACCAGCAGCAGCAGCAGCAGCAGCAGCAGCAGCAGCAGGCGGCCCCGGGCUCCAGAGGCAGGAGCCGCGGCUCGGAGGAGGUUCUGGAGUCCAGUCAGGAGGCGCUGCACGUCACCGAGCGCCGCUACCUGAAGCGCGACUGGUGCAAGACGCAGCCGCUCAAACAGACCAUCCACGAGGAGGGCUGCGUCAGCCGCACCAUCAUCAACCGCUUCUGCUACGGACAGUGCAACUCCUUCUACAUCCCCAGACACGUGCGCAGAGAGGAAGGCGCGUUCCAGUCGUGCUCGUUCUGCAAACCCAAGCGCUUCACCACCAUGACCUUCACCCUCAACUGCCCCGACCAGCAGCCGCCGACCCGGAAGAAGCGCGUGCAGCGCGUCAAACAGUGCCGCUGCAUCUCCAUCGAGCUGGACUAGAACCGAGAGCGGCGCGUCAGUGCGAGCACGCGAGUACUAGACGCGCUUGAUCUGCUGGAACUAGUGGAAGAGACGCAUCUGUCACCAUUACACACAACGAUGAACACACUAGUUCACAUGUGCGAUGACGCUUCUCCUUUUAGACACGAUUUUUAGGAACCUAAAUCCAGUUCAUCAUGUCUAAAUUUUGACUAGUAGUGCACGUGGGUAGUUGACAUGAAAAGUGUCAUUUUUAUUUUCUUAUGAUUAUUAAACAUGCGGUUUUAUGAGCUCCCUAACUUAACUGAGAGAUGCAUGGAUAGUUAUACUUUUAUAAACUAUGUUUAACUGCAGGAUUAUUGGAACACGAGUAUGAACUGGAAAAAAGCAUCCAAAAAUGUUUUGAGUAGCAGUACAGAGUGUCAUUCUUUCAUCUAAAACUAUUGUUUCAAACAACAUCUAAAUAUUUUUGAUGAUUAUUAAACAUGCGGUUUUUUGAGAUCAUUAAUUGAGAGAUGCAUGCAGUAUUUUUAUAUUUAUAAACUAACUGCAGGAAAAAAGGCACCUAAAAAUGAUUUUGCAUUCAUUUUGUACCAAAUAUUAUUAUUAGUUUUUUUAAUAUUUAAAAUCGUAAUACAUUUUGACUAGUAGUGCACAUGGGUAGUUGACAUAAAAAGUGACUUUUUUAAAUCUAAAACUAGAGCUUUAACCAACAUGCAAAUAUUAUGUAAUGAUUAUUAAACAUGCAGGGGUUUUUUUAGCUCAUUUGAGAAAUGCAUGAAUAAUUUGUACUUUUAUAAGCAAAGUUUAACUGCAGGAUUGCUGAACACCAGUAA
Molecule: messenger RNA, 1541 nt
Organism: Cyprinus carpio (common carp)
Lineage: Eukaryota; Metazoa; Chordata; Actinopteri; Cypriniformes; Cyprinidae
Product: gremlin 1b
Biological process (GO): animal organ morphogenesis
Molecular function (GO): BMP binding; receptor ligand activity
Source: RefSeq, a predicted model, not a curated record